CCCCUUCCUUUUUCCACCAUGAAGAUCAAAAUAGCAGCCUUUUUAGCCGCAAUUCUGGGCAUCCUCAGCAUCUUCCUUUUUCUAGUAGCCUUCGGGACAGACUACUGGCUGCUGGUGACGGAAAAGUGUGGAGGAUUCGAAGCGAAGAACAGCAAUAUCUCCUCUGAAAAGGAUGGAAAGCACGUCUGGAAAGAAGGUGAUAAAGGGAUCCUGACCUUCCAUCAUGAAGGUUUCUUUUGGCGAUGCUGGUUCUUUGGCGAAGAUUACAAAGAGACUAUAUGGAAUUUCUGGUUUA
Messenger RNA from Protobothrops mucrosquamatus (brown spotted pit viper), 295 nucleotides. Its product is annotated as transmembrane protein 182-like. The annotation marks the transcript as partial. Lineage: Eukaryota; Metazoa; Chordata; Lepidosauria; Squamata; Viperidae. Gene Ontology annotation, cellular component: membrane. The transcript is spliced from 2 exons. The record is from RefSeq and is a predicted model, not a curated record.